GCAAAAUGCUGACGCAGAAGCCGUACAACAUGGGAGCCGCGCCAUUUCUCGGCAAGCCCGUGCGUUGUCGGGCCGCACGUGUUGCCCUACUCGGAUUGCAACUAGCUUUUCUCGGCCAGUGCGCUCAACUUGCUGCGGCGCUGGCUUCGUCGCAGCGGGAGGUUUCGGGGAGUCAGGCUGAUGCCGGAGAGGUCCCCGACCUCAGACACUACUACGAGCACCCGGGACAAAUUCCAUUCCCCGCGGAUAUGUCGGACGACAGCGAUCACCCACUACAACCUACGACGCAGCAGGCCGAGGACCACCACAACUUCACCUCGGGAAACCAGGAGCCACAGCGUCGCUACGCACUUCACCUCGGGACACAACAGGGUCCGUCGUACCAUCAACACUCUAGCGCAAGAACUACCUCGGGGCGCAAUGAACGCGCACCUCUGGUAGUACCGCGUGGGCCUCCUGUCGGGGGAGGAAGCGGCUUUUCUGAAGAAGAUUGGGCCAAUCGCUUUGGAGAGGAGAACCAUGCGAGCAGCAGCCCUACCGCGGCCCCCGUAGGACCAGGACAAGCUGCGCCGUAUUAUUACCCUCCGGCAGCCUUUGCUGCCUCACCGGCCGGAACGAGUCCUUUUCUGCAGCAGCAGC
Molecule: messenger RNA, 639 nt
Organism: Amoebophrya sp. A120
Lineage: Eukaryota; Dinophyceae; Syndiniales; Amoebophryaceae
Source: the annotation of a GenBank genome assembly